This is a messenger RNA of Papilio polytes (common Mormon), 3056 nucleotides long. Its product is annotated as ATP-dependent RNA helicase DDX42. The transcript has 15 exons. Lineage: Eukaryota; Metazoa; Arthropoda; Insecta; Lepidoptera; Papilionidae. The coding region runs from base 246 to 2519 and encodes 757 amino acids. The record is from RefSeq and is a predicted model, not a curated record. Gene Ontology annotation, molecular function: RNA helicase activity; ATP binding; nucleic acid binding.
GAAGAAUUUUGUAGGCGCUGUUGUUAUUUUGCUUAUUUGCUUUUGAAGAUUUAAAUAUUGCAAAUAAUUAUCAAAACAUUCAUUUACGUAACGGAUACAUUUUUGCUCUAGUUUACUGUACUAUUUUUGUUUAGUUAUCAACAACUGAGUGACAUACGCCGAAAGUUUAAACAAAUAACCUCCCUGUUGUUAUUAAUUAAUACAAAUCUGAAUUUCGUUCCGCAAAUAAUAAAUUAAAAAUCAUAAUGAGUUACAAUUCGGGAGGUAGUGGUGGGAAGGGGUUCGGGUUUGCAGGUUUCUCGAUGCCAAAACGGAAUCCUUCGAAUAUAUCCUUGCAUGCAGUUCCACCUCCUACGACACCGAUGCACGCAGUCCCUCCGCCAAGUUCAGGUCUCUCUAAGCAGGGGUAUUCAACUAUGAAUUCCAUAACUCAGAAUGCUGUCGCUGGCAACUGGGGAACUCUGGGAAAAAAGCGUUCAAAAACUGAAGAUGAAUAUUUUGAUGAUGAUGACGAGCCUCCAACACCAGCUCUGGCGUACAUCCCUGCACCAGGCAGUCCCACCAAUGAUAUUGCUUCUAGCUCUAAGGCAGAUGAUGAUGAAGAGGAUCCACUAGAUGCUUAUAUGGCUGGCUUAGAGAAGCAAGCAGCAAAGGACAUGGUCACAAGUAAAGAAAAUGCAAUAGCUGGUAAAGAGGACAGCGGCAGAGGGACAAGAGGGGACAUUGAUGAAUUGGACGAUGAAGAAAGUUACUAUAAAUACAUGGAAGAAAAUCCUCUAGGAAAUGCAGGUGAUGAAUCUGACCAAGAAAUUGAAUAUGACCAGGAUGGAAAUCCAAUAGCACCACCAAAGAAGAAGAUCAUAGAUCCAUUGCCACCUAUUGAUCAUUCGGAAAUUACUUACGAGCCAUUUGAGAAAAACUUCUACGUGCCGCACGAGGAAAUUGAGAAUUUGACACAUCAACAAGUUGAAGACUUGAAAAAAAGUUUAGGUGUUAAGAUAACAGGCCCUGAUCCUCCGCGGCCAGUGAGCAGUUUUGCACAUCUAGGAUUUGAUGAGCAGCUGAUGAAGGCCAUCCGCAAGUCUGAGUACACGCAGCCCACACCCAUACAGGCAGCUGGUGUGCCCGCAGCACUCUCCGGAAGAGACCUAAUUGGUAUCGCUCGUACUGGUUCUGGUAAAACUGCAGCGUUUUUGUGGCCUCUGCUAGUUCAUAUAAUGGACCAGAAAGAACUGGCUCCUGGUGAUGGACCCAUCGGUCUCAUUCUAGCACCAACGAGGGAACUUGCACAGCAAAUUUAUAUGGAAGCUAAGCGUUUCGGCAAAGUGUACAAUAUAAGAUGUGUGUGCUGCUACGGCGGGGGGUCCAAAUGGGAACAGUCGAAAGCUCUGGAGAGCGGUGCUGAGAUAGUGGUGGGCACUCCGGGACGUAUGAUAGAUCUCAUUAAGUGCAAGGCGACCAAUCUGCAGCGAGUCACUUACCUCGUGCUGGAUGAAGCUGACAGAAUGUUCGAUAUGGGAUUUGAGCCGCAGGUGCGGUCUAUCUGCAGCCACGUGCGGCCGGAGCGGCAGGCGCUGCUGUUCUCGGCGACGUUCCCGCGCCGCGUGGAGCGCCUGGCGCGCGACGCGCUGCACGACCCCGUGCGCGUGCAGCACGGCGCCGCGGGCGAGGCCACCGACCUCGUCACACAGCACGUCAAAAUAUUCAACAAACCGGAGGAGAAGUGGUCGUGGUUGUUGAACAACUUGGUAGAGUUCCUGUCUGCGGGAAGUGUUAUCAUAUUUGUUACUAAAAAGUUAGAAGCGGAGCAGACGGCUGCGAACCUGGGCGUGCAGGAGUACGACGCGCUGCUGUUGCACGGGGACAUGGACCAGGCGGACCGCAACAAGGUCAUCACCGCCUUCAAGCGCCAAGAGACCACCAUUCUCGUCGCCACUGAUGUUGCAGCCCGCGGUCUGGACAUCCCGCACGUGCGCACCGUGGUGAACUACACGGUGGCGCGCGACAUCGACACGCACACGCACCGCGUGGGCCGCACGGGGCGCGCCGGCGUGCGCGGGCAUGCGCACACGCUGCUCGCCCGCGACCGCGACAGGGAGUUCGCCGCGCACCUGCUGCGCAGUCUGGAGGCCGUGCAGCAGGAGGUGCCGGAGGAGCUGCUGCAGCUAGCGAUGCAGUCUGCCUGGUUCCGGAAGUCGCGCUUCAAGAAGGGCAAAGCUAAGAACUUAAACGUUGGAGGCUGUGGGCUAGGUUACAAGGAGCGUCCCGGACUGCCGACGUACUCGGAGGAGCCCGCCAGCGUGCUCGGCGCGGGCGAGCGGCUGCAGGGGCCCGCCACCGACCGCCUCGCGUCCCUCAAGCAGGCCUUCCGCUCGCAGUACAACCAGUUUACGGCGUCUACUGACCAUUCUUGGGAACAAACACUGACAUCAAUCCAGCCCGGAGUGAACGCGCCCGCCGCCAGCACUGACUCCAAAGAGAGAGUGAGGAAGAGUGGAAAGAAGAGUAGGUGGGAGUAGGACAGAAGGACCAAGAAGACUAUUUGAUUACGCCAGAAAUGUUUGGUUGUGUCGGAAAUAAAAUCAAAAUAGAUUGUUAGCAGAAACUUCUAGAUUAAAAAUGAUGAAAUUGAAUCACGAGAUAAGUUUAAGGGGUAGACAGAGAUGUCUUAGUGAUGGAAUGUUUUUUUUGUAAUAAUAUCUUAUGAAAUUAACGAAAUCAUAAAAAAUAAGCAAUAUUUAGAAAGACUUUGUAUGAUGAGGAUUUUUAGAUUAAAUCGCUAUUAAUAAAUUUCCCUAUUAGAAGUUAUUUUGAUUGAUCAAUGAAAUAUUUGUGCGUUUUUUCAUGUAUUAAUGUUUUACUUUUAAUAUGCUUCUGUACGUGUGUGUACUUUGUAAAGUUUUUCCACUACUUUAUUGUAAAUAUAAAAGAUAUAUAAAGAAUAUAUCAAUUUGUCUGUAGGUAAGUUGUGCUGUCGCGUUAUUCAACGCAUAUAUUAUCGACAUUAAGUGUUAAUUUUGAGCAAUAUGUAAAUACGAAUAAAGUACUAUUUUGCA